CAUCAAGUGGAUAUCAAUUCAUGAUGCACUUCAGUUGAACGAAUCGAAGAAGAAUAAAAGCGGUGCCUCGCGGUGCUGAUUCCCUGUGGGAUAUCGAUUGGGAACUUUCGAAUUGAUCCGGGGCAGAACCAUGGAUUGCAACUUAGUACCUUUUGUUUGUAAAUCCCAAGAUAUACAUAUAUAAAGUUUGAUACCUUGACUCGAACGUUUCUCUUCUUUAUCCUCGUUUCAACUUCUUUAUUUUCUCACUUUAUUUUCUCUACACAAACAGAAGUCCACAUCCACUGGUUCUACAUACCCUAUCAUUAUCACCGAAGCUGAUGAAUCGUUUGAGCUUAUUGGCCUUUUGUGCCAUCGUUUUACUUGCUACAUUUCAUGUCCAGGGUAAACAUGAUUCUCAUUACAAAUCAAGUCAAUCAAAGAAAGUAAUGGGAUAUUAUCCUGCUUAUAAUUAUAAAGUUCAAUCGCCUUCUCAAAUUCCUUGGUCCUUGUACACCGAUUUGACUUUUUUUGUGGCGAUUCCUAAUCUUGAUGGAUCUUUCACUUAUCCUCCUGGUUUAACAUCAGAAAAUGCUGCAAAACUUGCUAAAGAAUUUGUCACUUUGGCUAAUUCUAAUAAAGUUUUACCUGCUAUCACUUAUGGUGGUUGGACAGGGUCCAGAUAUUUUUCAACAAUGGCUAAAAACAAAACUAAUCGAAAAAAAUAUGCCAAGAUUUUAAUUGAUUUUGCUAAAAAGUUUGGAUUUAAAGGGAUUGAUAUCGAUUGGGAAUAUCCUAAUGGUGCUGGAAUUGGUUGUAAUACAUUUGAUAAGAUGGACACCGUCAAUCUGGGUCUAUUCUUACAAGAAAUACGUAAACAAUGGCCUAAAGCGCAACUAAGCUCGGCCUUGGGUAUCUCAGGCUUGGUGGGCGCUAGUGGUUCAGCUGCAACUACGGAAGAAACGAAGCUUGUGGUCAAACACCUUGACUUUGUAAAAAUCAUGGCUUACGAUGUCUUUGGAAAUUGGGCUGCUACCACUGGUCCAAUUGCUCCACUUUACGCAACCUGUGCACCCGAAAGUCCUAUCUCUGUUGAAACUGCUUUUCAAGCUUUAGUUGAACAAGGAUUUAAACCAGAGAAAAUGGUUUUAGGUUUACCUGCUUAUGCUCGUUCAUAUGAGUUAACUUCUUCUAAACUCGCACCUAGAAAUGUGGAUGGAAAAGUAUCUUUGUAUUAUCAAAACCAUACCUCAGUCGCACCUAGAGGAGGCAAGACUGAUGAUCGACCCAUGAAAGAUGUUUGUGGUGUACAAACUGAUUGGGGUGGACUUUGGUUAGUAAAAGAAUUCACAGAGAAAGGUUACUUAUCUAAAGAUCUAUUAAAAGGUGGUAACGGUUAUAAACGUUACUUUGAUAAAUGUAGUAGUACACCUUUCUUAACCAAUGGAAAGUACUUCUUCUCUUAUGAUGAUCAAGUUAGUGUGGUAGCCAAAGCAAAAUAUGCUAAAUCGAAGAAAUUAUCAGGAAUCUACUUCUUUGAUACUCAAGGUUUACCUGAUUUUGCUGUGAAAGCUGGUCGUGAUGCUUUGCAUUAAUCGUUCUUUUUAAUUGUUUUAUGAGUUGUUAUUGAGUGAUGAUGCUGCCCGAUUUGAUACCAUGAAACGGCGAUCCCUGUCGUUUAUCUUUGGUUGAAGACCUUGCGUAAUGGCCCCUAGAGAAGAAUCUGAAGACUCUCUUUAUUCCUUGCAUCUUUCUCCGGAUUUUUGAAGCUCGAAUCUCACGUUAUGCAAGCUUCUCACAGCUAUGCUUUUGAUACGCAUUUGAGCAUUUGAGCCGGCGCCGCUGGAAUGUGGAUUCCAUCACGAUGCCCUUCAGCUCAGCCUCCAAAUUCCAAAUUCCAAAUAUUGUAUUGAAGCAAUCCCAAAAGUCGUUGAAAUAUUUAAAAGGUCUAGCCUUUUUAACAAAUUC
This is a messenger RNA of Melampsora larici-populina 98AG31, 1947 nucleotides long. Its product is annotated as family 18 glycoside hydrolase. The transcript is spliced from 12 exons. Gene Ontology annotation, biological process: chitin catabolic process; carbohydrate metabolic process. Gene Ontology annotation, cellular component: extracellular region. The record is from RefSeq and is a predicted model, not a curated record. Lineage: Eukaryota; Fungi; Basidiomycota; Pucciniomycetes; Pucciniales; Melampsoraceae. The coding region runs from base 321 to 1574 and encodes 417 amino acids. Gene Ontology annotation, molecular function: chitin binding; chitinase activity.